Anopheles merus is the source of this 920-nucleotide messenger RNA. RefSeq names its product seminal metalloprotease 1-like. The transcript is spliced from 3 exons. Gene Ontology annotation, biological process: proteolysis. Gene Ontology annotation, molecular function: zinc ion binding; metalloendopeptidase activity. The record is from RefSeq and is a predicted model, not a curated record. The coding region runs from base 93 to 905 and encodes 270 amino acids. NCBI's taxonomy places the organism in Eukaryota, Metazoa, Arthropoda, Insecta, Diptera, Culicidae.
GCCCAAGUACAGCGCCUCAUUAGCAAACAGUUCGCUAGUGACUAGUGCUGAAGGAGGAACAAGCAUCUUUAACCCAAUAAAAUAAAUAAAUAAUGGGUGUGUUCCGUGGGUUGUUGUUGUUGGUGCUUGCGGUGGCCUUUGUCCAGGCAGGAGUGAUAAAAAAUACACCAGAAAAUGCGGCACGACUCCGGAACCUGCGACCGGACGAGCUGGCCGAGGAGCUUAGCGGGCAGUUUGAAGGUGACAUUGUGCUGAGCGAGGAACAGGAACGAUCGCUCCUAAGCAGCAGACGCAACGGGUUGAUUGCAACGACCUACCGCUGGCCGGGUAAUACCGUGCCGGUGAUGAUCGUCGAGGAGGACUUUACUUCGGAACAGAUCGAACACAUUAAGCGCGGUUUGCGCCAAAUCGAGUCCGUCACCUGUUUGAAGUUUGUAACGCGCACCGAGGAGCCGGAUUACGUGCGUGUGAUCGGUACCGGGUCGGGAUGCUACUCGUCCGUCGGUCACCGGGGUGGUGCGCAAACGCUUAACCUGCAACCUUACGAUGUCGAUACCGGGUGCUUCCGGUUGGCCACGAUCGUGCACGAGUUUAUCCAUGCGGUUGGGUUCUACCAUCAGCAGAGCGCCAGCGAUCGCGACCAGUUCGUCCAGAUCGUGUGGGACAACAUCGAGGAUGGCAAGGAGCACAACUUUAACAUCUACGACAGUGACACGGUGACGGACUUUAGCGUGCAGUACGAUUACGGCAGCGUGAUGCACUACAGCUCGACCGCUUUCAGCAAGAACGGGGAGAAAACGAUCGUCCCGAAGGAUCCGAACGCGACGAUCGGCCAGCGGGUCGGUAUGAGCGAGCGGGACAUCUCCAAACUGAACCACAUGUACAAGUGUUUGAAUAAAAAUUGAGCGUACAGCGUGGCA